AUAUACCACCUCUAUUGUGAAACGCGCAUGAAACGUUUUGGACUAAAAGAAAACUCAAUAAUCGCCCGAUAAUAGUAUGUCCGACGAUGAUGCGGGAGUGCAUCGCUUGGAGGGCACCACAGGCCAAGAUCAGCGUGGCGGUCUGGUCAUCAAGAAGCCCAAGGACAAGGACAACAGCAGUGCCACCAGCGGCGGCAGUGGCGGCAGUUUUAAAGUUCCACAGGGUUCAUUGCUGGGCCUUGAUAAAUUGGCAGCAAAGCGGCGUGCGGAGAAGGCGCGUGCCGAGCGUUUGAUUUCCUUUAAGGAUAAUGAAUACGAUGACGGUGGUGGUGGUGGGACACCAUCGAACGCGGCGAGCACAACGCCCGUCAGUGAAUUCGCCUUCAAAAAGCCGGAUAUAAAGAGCUUCGAGAAGCUAAGCCGGCAACUGCGUGAGCAUAAGGAUGAGACACCUUCGCAUACGGGCGGCGUCUCGGAGAAGGCACGUGAACGUCUGCGCGAGCACAUUCAACGGGAUCGAGAUCGUCACAAGGGUGCCGUGCGUGACACGACACGCGAUGAUUCCGCUUCAUACUCGGGCGAUAGGCGAGAGCGCGAGAGGGAGCGGGACAGAGAGCGUGAGCGGGACAGACAGCGACGUGGCGAUGAGCGACGGAAGCGGGCCAGGGAACAGGAUCAGGAGCGACACAGAGACGGCAGACGUAGGGAUCGAGAUCGCGAUCGAGAUCGUUCCCUAUCUGUGCGCAGCGUGCAUACGCCCAGGGAGCCAGGCACACCAGGUGGUGGAUCUGGAGGCGUGUCCAAUAGCUCAUGGGAUGAUGACGAUAAUGCCGAUGGCAGCGGUGCACGUAAAUCCGAUUGGGACUUUCCAACACCACGAGGCUCUGGUUACGGCACUGGUUCCAACUCUGGCGAUUGGUCCGAGAGAAGCAACAGCCGGAGCAGGAGUCACAGUCACAGUCAGAGUCAACGGGCUGCAAAUGCGGAUGACACAACACGUGCAACGCCAGCGCAUCGUUAUAAUCAAUGGGCACACGAUCGGAAACGGAGCGGUGCCACGCCCUGGACAGGGGAUGCCGAAUCCCGUGACAUGUGGGAGGAGGAGCAGCGACGCUUGGAUCGCGAGUGGUACAACAUUGACGAGGGCUACGACGACGAGAACAAUCCCUUUGGCGGCACAAAUGCCGAAUACUUUCGCCGACGCGAGGAGCAGCUGGAACAGAAGCGCAAGAAACGCAUCAGCGCCCAGCAGCGUCAGAAUAACCGGGACAAUGAGCUGUGGGAACGGAAUCGUAUGCUCACAUCCGGCGUGGUCACCUCCAUCAAUGUCAGCGAUGACUUUGAUGAGGAGGCCCUCGAACGUGUCCAUUUGCUGGUGCAUCAUAUAGUGCCGCCAUUUCUGGACGGUCGCAUUGUGUUCACCAAGCAACCGGAGCCCGUGGUGCCCGUCAAGGAUCCCACCUCCGAUAUGGCACUGCUGGCCAGGAAGGGUAGCGCCUUGGUGCGCAACUAUCGGGAGCAGAAGGAGCGUCGCAAGGCGCAGAAGAAGCAUUGGGAGCUGGGCGGCACCAAGCUGGGCAACAUUAUGGGCGUACAGCGGCCCCAGGAUGAGGAUGAUGCCAAAUUCGAUAAGGACAACGACACCGCCGACUAUCGCAAGGAUCAAAAGUUUGCCGAUCACAUGCGCGACAUGCAGGACACCAAAAACGGCGGCGGCAAAUCCGAAUUUUCACGCAAGAAAACGAUCGGAGAACAACGACGCUUCCUGCCCGUCUUCGCCUCACGCCAGGAGCUGCUCAAUGUCAUCCGCGAAAACUCGGUGGUCAUUAUUGUGGGUGAAACGGGCAGUGGCAAAACCACACAGCUCACCCAGUAUCUACACGAGGAUGGCUACAGCAAACGUGGCAUGAUCGGUUGCACGCAGCCACGUCGUGUGGCAGCCAUGUCCGUGGCGAAGCGUGUCUCCGAUGAAAUGGACACACAAUUGGGCGAGGAUGUCGGCUAUGCCAUACGUUUUGAAGAUUGCACCUCGGAGCGCACGGUUAUCAAAUACAUGACUGAUGGUAUUCUGUUGCGUGAGAGUCUUCGGGAUCCGGAUUUGGACAGUUAUGCCGCCAUCAUCAUGGACGAAGCGCACGAGCGUUCGCUCUCAACGGAUGUGCUCUUCGGACUGCUGCGAGAGAUUGUUGCACGUCGUCAUGAUUUGAAAUUGAUUGUUACGUCCGCUACAAUGGACUCGAGCAAGUUUGCCACAUUCUUUGGUAAUGUGCCGACAUUUACAAUUCCGGGACGAACGUUUCCGGUGGAUGUGAUGUUCAGCAAGAAUGCUUGCGAGGAUUAUGUGGAGUCGGCGGUGAAGCAGGCGCUGCAGGUGCAUUUGACACCCAACGAGGGUGACAUGCUGAUCUUUAUGCCCGGCCAGGAGGACAUUGAGGUCACCUGCGAGGUGUUGGAGGAGCGUCUCAGUGAGAUCGAUAAUGCGCCCGAGCUGAGCAUAUUGCCCAUCUAUUCACAGCUGCCAUCCGAUCUGCAGGCGAAGAUCUUUCAAAAGUCUGCCGAUGGGGUGCGAAAAUGUGUGGUGGCCACGAAUAUAGCGGAGACAUCGUUGACCGUCGAUGGCAUCAUCUAUGUCAUUGACUCUGGCUAUUGCAAGCUGAAAGUCUACAAUCCCCGCAUCGGCAUGGAUGCCCUGCAGAUCUAUCCCAUCUCGCAGGCGAAUGCCAAUCAACGUUCGGGUCGUGCCGGUCGCACAGGUCCUGGCCAGGCGUAUCGCCUCUACACCCAGCGCCAGUACAAGGACGAGCUGUUGGCCCUCACCGUGCCCGAGAUACAGCGUACCAACUUGGCCAACACGGUGCUGCUGCUGAAAUCGCUGGGUGUUGUCGAUCUAUUGCAAUUCCAUUUCAUGGACCCACCGCCACAGGAUAACAUCCUCAAUUCACUGUAUCAGCUAUGGAUAUUGGGUGCACUGGAUCACACCGGUGCAUUGACCACAUUGGGCAGACAAAUGGCCGAAUUUCCAUUGGAUCCGCCACAGUGUCAAAUGCUCAUCGUUGCCUGCCAAAUGGAAUGCAGCUCCGAGGUCCUUAUCAUAGUCUCCAUGUUGUCAGUGCCAUCGAUAUUCUAUCGACCCAAGGGACGCGAGGAGGAGGCGGAUGGUGUGCGGGAGAAGUUUCAAGUGCCGGAAUCGGAUCAUUUAACCUACCUCAAUGUGUACCUGCAGUGGAAGCAGAACAGUUAUAGCUCCACUUGGUGCAAUGAGCAUUUCAUUCACAUCAAGGCGAUGCGAAAGGUGCGCGAAGUGCGUCAACAGCUGAAGGACAUUAUGACGCAGCAGAAGAUGAAUGUCAAGUCAUGUGGCACCGAUUGGGACAUUGUGCGCAAGUGCAUCUGCUCGGCAUAUUUCUAUCAGGCAGCCCGUCUCAAGGGUAUCGGUGAAUAUGUGAAUUUGCGUACUGGAAUGCCAUGUCAUUUGCAUCCGACAUCCGCAUUGUAUGGCCUGGGCACAACCCCCGAUUAUGUGGUGUACCAUGAGCUGAUCAUGACUGCCAAGGAGUAUAUGCAAUGUGCCACUGCUGUCGAUGGCUAUUGGCUGGCCGAGCUGGGUCCCAUGUUCUUUUCGGUUAAGGAAACCGGACGCAGCGGUCGGGAUAAAAAGAAACUGGCUGCCGAGCAUCUCAAGGAGAUGGAGGAGCAAAUGUUGCAGGCGCAGCACGAGAUGGAGGAGCGCAAACAGCAGGCGGCACAGCGAGAGGAGCAACUGGCGGCCAAACAGGAAAUUGCCACUCCCGGCAAUGCAACACCACGUCGCACUCCAGCACGCAUUGGCCUCUAGGAUCAUCAUCCGAUCGUCUGAUCUGUAUUCAUAUAAAUUGAUAUUGAUAUACAUUUUGAUUUCUUUUCCAUUUUCUUUAAAUGUAGAAAAACACUAAAUUAUUUGUCAAUUUUUAUCAAACAAAUUAAAUUCCAAUCUAAUUGUUUAAUCUGUAAAAUCACAUAUUAGCUCCUUUAACUGUUUUUGUUUGCAUUAAUAAUGGAUAAUUAAAGUAUUGUUGGAAUUGUACAAGAAAAAUUGAAAAAUAAUAAUACAAAUUGAAUACAACAGUUAUUCUUUGAUUUGUAAAUGUUUAUUAUUUCAUAACAUGUUUAAUUGAGACCAAUGAUAAGAGUUGACAUUUACUUUUAUGAUC
This is a messenger RNA of Drosophila innubila, 4190 nucleotides long. RefSeq names its product pre-mRNA-splicing factor ATP-dependent RNA helicase PRP16. The transcript has 5 exons. Bases 77 to 3835 code for a protein of 1252 amino acids. The record is from RefSeq and is a predicted model, not a curated record. Gene Ontology annotation, molecular function: RNA binding; ATP binding. NCBI's taxonomy places the organism in Eukaryota, Metazoa, Arthropoda, Insecta, Diptera, Drosophilidae. Gene Ontology annotation, cellular component: intracellular anatomical structure; spliceosomal complex. Gene Ontology annotation, biological process: mRNA splicing, via spliceosome.